Messenger RNA from Cloeon dipterum, 4279 nucleotides. Its product is annotated as FYVE, RhoGEF and PH domain-containing protein 6-like. Gene Ontology annotation, molecular function: guanyl-nucleotide exchange factor activity; metal ion binding. Bases 184 to 3696 code for a protein of 1170 amino acids. The transcript has 13 exons. Gene Ontology annotation, cellular component: cytoplasm. Lineage: Eukaryota; Metazoa; Arthropoda; Insecta; Ephemeroptera; Baetidae. The record is from RefSeq and is a predicted model, not a curated record.
AAACUGGGUGGGUGCGGCUGGUGAGUUUGACACAUUGAGCGCCGUGUUUUCAUUAUUAUUUUAUGGACGCACAUCGCAGGCGAAUCGCCGUUGGCCUCCUGGUGACACACUUAACGGAUGAGCGAGUCGCGGCCAUGACCUUGUGAAAGUAUCCAGAGUGGAAUCAAGGGCUCCAGAGGAUAAAUGGCUACAAAAGCGCAGGGGAGUAAGAUUUGCCUGCAGAAGCCGUCCGUUCCGCCGAAACCGUCGCCCGAGCUUCUGAAGCAAUCGCCGGCGAGACGUUCGCUGAGGAGCAGUGCGGCGCCGUGCCUCGCGAAAAAUGCCCCCAUCAGCCCAAUCUCGGACCGGCGAGCCCCGCCCCCGCAACCCCCAGCGACUGCCCCCGGGAAGCCGUCGCUGCCAACGAGGACCGUUCCACCGAAGCCGCAACUGCUGCCAAAGCCGCAGCUGGGCGCAACCCUCGCCUCGCCCAAGAAACAGGCGCCUGUGGCUCGGCUCGACGAGUUUAACGACAAUCCCAUCCGACCCCCGAGAGGUCCCAAGGGCGUCAAGCAGCCCGGCUCGCCGCAGCUGGUGCGUCCGAAGCCGUUUUUGACUCCGCCGAGUGCGACCACCAAGGCCAAGAGCGCUAGUUUGGGCCGGGACGUCGACCAGUCAGCCUGGUUCGUGUGGCAAGGCACUCCUAUCAGGCCCCCGAGGCGCAAGGGGGCGCAUAACGGGCCCCGGACGCCCAUCUCACCCCAGCAGCUCGGCAGGAGCGUCUCCUUGUUCAACUCGAUUGAGGAUGCAGAGCGGAACAUCCCUAUUUAUGCCACCGUCAAUUACAAUCUGAAAAAGAACAGACGAGCUCAGCAGCAAACUAAAAGCGCCGACUUUCUCGACGUGAACACGCCAAAGAAUUUCAGUCUAUUUGCUAACAAUUCAGAGGAGUUGCUGGACAAGUCCGAAGACACAACGACGACAAGCCAAAGAGUUGAAAUUGUUGCUCGGGUGAAGGGAGAGUCUGUUAGUGAGGAAGAUAAGAUCUGCAGGGAAAUCGAGAAUAGUCUGGAAUUAAUGAAUCAAGAUUUACAAGAGUUGAGAAAUAGGAAUAUUAAUAAAGAAGAGCAAAGAGUGGAUAAUGUGAUUAGUCAAUCACAGGAAACUAAUCUUAUCAGCCAAAGUGAUAACGGCUGCAUGGGAAACUUUGAGUGCGGCAGCCUAGUCGAUUUGUGCGCAAAAAAGGGCGAAAAGGUAGAUGUGUCUCUGGAAACGGGAGUCAAGCGUUGCGACGAGUUGAAAGCAGAGUCAAACGAAGAUGAUAAUUCUUCUAAGCUGGAGUUUUUCUCAGCCAACACUUCUCACCACAGUAGUCUCAAUGACAUAAUGCCCGACAUUUUGGACGAGGACGGCAAGCAGCGCAGCAAGUGCGAAGACGACGAGUCCUUUGGCAGCGCGGAGAACGUGUUGCCCAGCGACAGCAACUACGUGAGCAUGUCUGACCACAGGGGAUCGCCGAACUUGAAGCAGAAGAGUCUAUCCAAGUCACUGCUGGCCAGGAAGAAGAGGCACAAGGUGAAGAAAGAGCCGGACGGCGAACUGUCGACCGGCGUGCUGGGUGAUUUGGACUCGGACACCGCCCGCUCUGUAGACGAAAUCAACGUGCAGCCCGAGGAGGGUAGGGAGAGGAAGAAUUCAAUUUUUUCGCUCAUCAGGGGCAAGCAGGGCCGCAAGUCCAAGGACAAGAAGGAGUUGAGCAAGUUUUACACAAAGAAGGAGAAGGGGCCGCCCAGUAUUGUUGUCAAUUCGGAUUUUGAAACCGAGCCAGAGGAGGAUGAAGAAGAGGAGAACCUCAGUGUCAACUCGAACUAUUCCAAACUGUCAAUUGAACCCACUGUGAGCACAAACUCCAUUAACUCUGUCAAUUCGGAGACGGACACAAAUUCGGACCUGAGUGAGGAGCAGAAACGGGCGCUGAAGGCAUUCAAAACAGCAGAGGAACUGAUGACCUCUGAGAGAACUUAUGUUGACUCGCUUAAAUUGUUGUGUGUUGAUUUCCGGUCUUACGUCAAGAUUCAGUCUGGAAAGGAUACCAAAACCCCCAUUAUUCAAGAAUCUGACCUGAACAAGAUCCUGAACCACCUACCCCAGCUGCUGGUCUUGAACGAAGACCUGCUGAGGGACCUGGAGAACAGAAUCGUCAGCUGGAACGAAAGUGAAAAGAUCUCUGACAUAAUCGUGAAGAAGGGCCCGUUCCUCAAGCUCUACACGUCGUACAUGCAAGACUUUGAGGUGCAGGUCAACUUCUUGGAUGAAUGCUGCCACAAAAACACCGCCUUCGCCAGGGUGGUACACGACUUUGAGGCGCUGCCCAGGUGCAACAAGCUGAGACUCACCCAUUACAUGUUGACGCCAGUGCAGAGGUUCACGAAGUACAGGCUGCUACUGCAACAGUACCUGCAGUACCUUGAGCAGAGCUCGCCUGAUUAUCUAGACACGCAAGCUGCGCUGCAGAUUGUCUGUGAGGUGGCUGAGCACGCUAACAAGUCGAUGCGGGAAGGGGAUGCUCUCUCCAAAAUGCUGAAACUGCAAUCGCUGCUAGGCUGUGAACUGAUAAAACCAGGCAGGGUCCUCAUCAAGCAGGGCGAAUUGCAGAAGAUCUGUCGAAAGGGCAUUCAGCCUCGUUAUUUUGUUUUGUUCAGCGACUGCCUAAUGUACACCUCAUACCAUGGCUCAGGAUUGCUUAACGGGCUUAAAAUGAAUUUGGAAAUUCCCCUGCAAACUGUGCAGGUCAAAGUGUCAUCCACCGAAGACUACAAGAACGAGUUCAGCAUUAUUAGUAUUAAGAGGAGCUUUACAUUAGUUGCUAGUUCCGCCAAAGAAAGGGACGAGUGGGUGGCGGUGGUGCAGGCCGCUGUCAAGGACAAGGUGAGCAAGCAGCAGUCGUUCCAGCAAGCAAGGUUGAUCGCCGAAGGCCUCAACCGGCCGAUGACCACGCUGGGCCACACGGCCCCUCUCUGGAUCCCAGACGACCGGGUGACCACAUGCCAGAACUGCGCGGUCAGGGAAUUCAGCCUGACGCACCGGCGGCACCACUGCCGAGCGUGCGGCUAUGUCGUCUGCGGAGAGUGCUCGACUAACAAGGCGCUGCUCAGGUACAUCCAGUACCAGGCGGCCAGGGUGUGCGACAAGUGCUACGACAUCUUGCAGAAAGAGUUCGACGACCCUUUGUUUUCAUUGCCGGCUGAUUUGUCCAACGAAGCCAUCAACGAAAUUAUGGAGAACGCAAAAAUUCAUUACAAGAAAACUCUGCCAAGUUCAAAGAAGGGCAAGGCGCAAGCAGUUCCUCAAAGACUAUUAGAAGUUACAGCAAUGGAAACCGAGUGCACAAUGAAAGGCUGGCUGCAGAGGCUGGUGAACCGUUCAUGGAAGAAGAUGUGGUUCGUCCUGAAGGAGCAGGUGCUCUACGCUUAUAAGGCCUCUGAGGAUGUUGUUGCCAUUGAAACCACUCCUGUACUGGGCUUUAUUAUUGAAAGACCAGACCACAUGGUGGAGGGUGUGCAUCCUGACCUGGUCUUCACCCUCAGUCACCAAACCGCAAGCCAUCUGCCUCAACAGGCGCAGUCGAGUGUGCCCAAAAUGGUUUUCCAUGCAGAGUUUAAGGAUUGCGCUGACAGAUGGGUUGAAGCAUUUAAGAUGGCAACUGUUCUGAACUAGAAGAAUAUUUAAUCUGCGUAAUCAAAACUAGUGCCCCAGCCGUAUCUGUUUGAACAUUAUUUUGCUGACGGUGCCAAUCAUCGACGAAUCUGAUUUCCUAUACACAGCCUUGGCAGCUGCAUAUCAUCACGCAUAGUCAAUUGAUGUCCGACAGAGUAGGUUUUCAUAGUCACUGCUUCUGCCAACGAGACCUUAGAGAUUAUGUCUGAUUCUGUGCGAUUAGUGAUUCUAGCAAUACUUUGAUUUUUUUAAGUCAUGUACAGCACAUUACAAGUUGACUGUUUUCAGCACUUAUAUAUUAUCAAGACAUUUUGCCAUAGCUUUAUUGCAGUUAAAAAGAAAUUAUACUGUUCUGAGUCGUUCUGACCGUUGCAUGUCUUUGCAUUAGCCUUAAAAUUUAUUAAAAAUGUUCGUUCCUUCCUGUUGAAAAGAUGUUUAGUCAAAGCUGGAGCUCUGAAGAGGUUUAGAAUUUUGUGAUUGAAGCUAAUGCGUAAAUGUGUUUUUUAAUCAUGUCAUUGUACUGGAACAUUUAAACAGUGUGAUAUUCUUACUAUGUUUCAUUAAAGUUUUAGAUAAAUUCUAA